This is a messenger RNA of Gastrolobium bilobum, 537 nucleotides long. Its product is annotated as SEED MATURATION PROTEIN 1-like. NCBI's taxonomy places the organism in Eukaryota, Viridiplantae, Streptophyta, Magnoliopsida, Fabales, Fabaceae. The coding region runs from base 44 to 358 and encodes 104 amino acids. The transcript has a single exon. Gene Ontology annotation, biological process: seed dormancy process. The record is from RefSeq and is a predicted model, not a curated record.
GAGUGUUGAAUCAAUUGCAAGCUAGCAACUACAACCUACAAGCAUGGCCAAGAGUAAAGAUGAUAUAACUUAUGCAACAUCACAGGCAAGGCUAUUAGAGGAUGAAGCAGUGAGAGUAGCCUACAAGCAUGGCACACCACUUGAAGGAGGAAAGAUUGCAGAGUCUGAACCAGUUGAUAUGUUUCAAAGUGCACACAUUGUUUCAAAAGGUGACCAAAUUGAUGAUUCUAAUAACAAUGAUCAGUCUCAGUUGCAACAUGACCAUGCAGACAUGAACGAAGGAGGUUCUAAAGAGUUCACCCCUGGGGCUCCUUGCUUACCCAAAAAAGGGUAUCCAACAAUUGGUCAUAAAUUUUGAAGACAAGUAGAUAACCAUAUAAAAUAUGUGUGUACUCUAUAUGUUUAUGUUCAAUUUUGUGUUCUUUCUUGUACCCUUUGUUUCUUUUGUAUUCUGAUAUACUUAUGUAGCCAUGGCAUAUCAUGAAUGAGGCUUGAACUAAUAAAGUAUGAGGCUUUACCUAUGAGUUUUUCUCCUCU